This is a messenger RNA of Ananas comosus (pineapple), 7121 nucleotides long. RefSeq lists its product as uncharacterized. Lineage: Eukaryota; Viridiplantae; Streptophyta; Magnoliopsida; Poales; Bromeliaceae. Gene Ontology annotation, cellular component: plasma membrane. Gene Ontology annotation, biological process: protein secretion. The record is from RefSeq and is a predicted model, not a curated record. The transcript is spliced from 24 exons. The coding region runs from base 298 to 6885 and encodes 2195 amino acids.
GAGGCGCUCCGCAUUAAAGUUUGUCUUCAGGAAGAAACUAUCCUUCGCUUCUCCCUCGCUUCUUCCCACCCGGUCCUCGUCCCACCUCUCCCCUAUGAACCCGGAGGCGGGGAAGUGAGCGAAACCCUAACUCUAACGCGCCCCCAAAUCGCUCCACAAUGCUCGAUCAUUUCCCCCAAGUUUUCUGAUGGCAUCAGAAUGCUGUGUAAUCUCGUGAGCUCCUGAGGUCAAAGGGGGACUGAGAUUCAGUUCUUGGUCCCCUGCGUAUGAUUAAACCUCCAGUCGACGCCAUUCAGAAUGAGUGUGGAACGCUUUAGUAGCUCAUUUCUCGGAUCCCCACUUGAAGCGCAGUCGAAGCAUGGAAACGGAUGCAUAUUUCCUGAUCUCUUUAGAGGAAAAUCAAAUGCUCAAGCUUCCUUUCAUUUCUUACUUCCCGGACAGAAUCAUAAAUGGUUUACAGGAAGGCAUUCUCCAGUUUCCAGAAAUAGAAGUAGAAAUUCUGGUCUACCAAUGAAGAAAUUGGGCUCAAGAUGUAAUUUCCGAGUUCACUGUAUGAAGGAGUCCUUCCCUAGGACCAGGGCAAUGAUUAGAUCGUUUCUUCCUCUUUGGAAAGAGGGCUUAUUUUUGGUCAGAUGCUCUGUUUUCCUCGCCGUCGUUUCUGCUGCAGGAAUGCUUGUUUGGUACGCUCGGCUCAAAGCAAGGAGCUUUGUAGAGACCCAGCUCCUUCCUUCCGUUUGCUCAAUACUUAGCGAAUAUCUUGAAAGAGAGCUUGAUUUUGGUAAGGUGCGUAGCAUCUCACCUUUGGGUAUAACCCUUCACUCAUGUUCGAUCGGGCCCCACCGCGACGAAUUUUCUUGUGGGGAGGUAUCGAGCAUGAAGAUUCGUAUCCGCCCUUUUGCAAGUCUACGGAGAGGGAAAAUUGUUGUAGAUGCUGUUUUGUCCCAACCUUGUCUUUUGGUUGCACAAAAGGAAGAUUUUUCCUGGCUGGGUAUUCCUUCACCUUCGGAAAGUGGUUUUCAGAGGCGCCAUUCUUCUGAAGAAGGAAUUGACUACAGGACGAAAACCAGAAGGCUUGCUAGAGAAAAAUCAGUCAUCAAUUGGGCCACAGAGAGGACUAAAGCAGCAGAGAGAGCUGCAGAGAUGGGUUAUGUUGUUCCUGAAGAGAAUUCAGUAUCUUUUUCAACAGAUGAGAAGGUUGAUCGUGGUUCCGUUGAGUCUACUCGAAGGAGUUCAUUCUUUUUCAUGGAUCAAGACAUUCACUUGAAGGACCAUCACUGCACAGAUAAGAGGAUUGAGUAUGGCUCAAAUCAUGCCGAUCUGGAGAAGUCUUUUGGAGUCAAAAGUCGUGGGCCCGGAAUCAAAUUCUGGUCUCGUAUGAUACCUUAUUCAGUGAGGCACAGCUUCAAGCAAAACUCUCACAAUAAAGUGAUUUCUGAAAGUAUGAUUACUAUUAAAGGAAGGACCCUUAAGCGUAGUGCGCUUGCUGCUUUAUCCUAUUUUCGGGGUUCAGAUGGUGAAAAUUCCAGCAAGUCUUUCCCUGAGCAGGGAAAAGAUUGUCAAGGUGAAGGUUAUGCAGAGGAUGGCAUAGUUGAUAGAAAUGAGGGAUCAGCAAAGAUUGAUGAUCAGUCUUUGCCCUUAGGUGCCAAUAAUUUAAUUCCCAUGGAUAAAGGGGAUGCUCAAAUACACAUACCAAUCGGAAAAAUUGAGGAUACAUCAAUUGAAAAAUUGAGAAUUGAGGAUAUUUUCAAAACUAGAAGCAUAGCAGGUCCGCAUGUCAAUGAAGAUCUUGAUGAAGAUCAUCAUAGUACUGGGCUGACAUAUGAUAACUCGCGUGGCACUUCUAACUGCAAUCCACAUAUCUCAGAUAGUGAGGAACUGACUGAUCAUGUUGAGGGACAACAUGAUCAUAUACUGGACAAUGUUGAGAAUGGUUCUGAAGAUAGUAGCAGUCUUCAUUACCAAGGAUUUAAUCUUCGAAAAUUCGGGACAUGCUCACAAAUGCACCAGUCAAAAUUAUUUUGGUCAAUAAAACUCAAACCUGGAUUUAUUAGGUUUCCCAUUUCUUUCAAUGAACUUUUAUCAGACCAUCUGGCAGAUCAGAUUCAGAAGCUGAAGUCAUACUUGAGUAUAAAAGCUGAAGAUCUCUCUGCUGAACUUGCAGAAGGGAUAAAUGAAGUUCAUUCCGAAGGCAUUGAUAGGGCCCUUCCAAUUACGUUGGAUUCUGUUUAUUUCACUGGUGGGACACUAAUGCUGCUGGGAUAUGGUGACCAAGAGCCCAGAGAAAUGGCAAACGUAAGGGGCCAUGUGAAGUUUCAAAACCAUUACAGUAGAAUUCAUGUGCAGCUUAGUGGUCACUGUAUGGAGUGGAGAUGUCAACGUACUUCCCAGGGCGGAGGCAGACUAUCAGCAGAUGUUUUUGUUGAUAUUCUUGAGCAAAAAUGGCAUGCCAAUUUGAAUAUAGCAAAUGCUUUUGCUCCGCUGUUUGAGCGGAUAUUAGAGAUUCCAGUCACAUGGCAUGAAGGAAGAGCUACUGGUGAGGUUCAUAUCUGCAUGUCAAAGGGUGAUACGUUUCCAAACCUUUAUGGUCAACUUGAUGUGCGAGGGCUCUCAUUUCAGAUAUUAGAUGCUCCUUCUUACUUUUCGGAGUUAUCUGGGAAUUUGUAUUUUCGUGGUCAAAGGGUAUUUUUGCACAACACAAGUGGUUUGUUUGGUGAUGCUCCUCUGGAGGCUUCUGGUGACUUUGGCAUUAAUCCUGAGGAUGGAGAGUUUCAUUUAAUGUGCCAGGUUCCAUGUGUCGAAAUAAAUGCACUUAUGAGGACUUUAAAAAUGAGACCGCUGUUGUUUCCGUUGGCUGGCUCAGUUACUGCUAUAUUCAAUUGUCAAGGUCCUCUAGAUGCCCCUAUUUUUGUGGGAAGCGGAAUUAUGCCAAGGAAAUUUCUUUCGGCUUCUACCAUGCCCCUAUCUUCUGCAUCCGAAUCUGUAAUGAGCAAUACAGAGGCUGGUGCGGUGGCAGCAUUUGAUCGUAUUCCUUUCACACAUGUAUCAGCCAAUUUUACCUUCAAUCUUGAUAACUGUGUUGCUGAUUUAUAUGGCAUUAGAGCGAGACUUCUUGACGGAGGAGAAAUUCGAGGGGCCGGUAAUGCAUGGAUUUGCCCUGAGGGCGAAGUUGAUGAUACAGCAAUGGAUGUUAAUUUGUCUGGGAACAUUUUACUUGAUAAAGUAUUGCAGAGAUACAUGCCUGGAGGUGUUCCACUGACAGCACUCAAGAUUGGGGAGCUUAAUGGAGAGACUAGAGUAUCUGGUCCUCUUUUGAGACCGAACUUUGACAUAAAGUGGGCUGCACCAAAUGCUGAAGACUCGUUCACUGACGCACGUGGAAACAUUAUUAUAUCACAUGAUUAUAUUGCUAUCACUUCAUCAUCAGUUGCCUUUGACUUGUAUGGUCAAAUACAAACAGCUUAUCCCCGUGAUUACUGGCUACACAGUGACAUAAAAGAUAUUAAAAGAACCAUGCCUUUAUUUAUUGAAGGAGUUGAUUUGGAUUUACGAAUGCGAGGGUUCGAGUUUGCUAGCUUUAUAACUUCUAGCCCUUUUGAUUCCCCACGCCCUUUGCAUUUAAAAGCCACUGGAAAGAUCAAGUUUCAAGGAAAAAUUUUCAAAUCACUCAAUAACAUUGAUGAGAAGUUAUACAGUUUUGUAAAGAAUUCAUUAGAGCAUAAUAUGGUUGAUAAUGAUGUACCGAGACUUAUCGGGGAGAUCUCUUUAUCGGGAAUAAAGCUUAAUCAACUUAUGUUGGCACCGCAGCUGUCUGGUUUUCUUUCUCUAGGACAUAAUGGUUUGAAGUUGAAUGCUACUGGAAGACCUGAUGAAAAUUUGUCAGCAGAAGUUAUUGGACCAUUUUGGUUAAGCACAGAGCAGAUGGCUGAAGACAGAAGAUUUGUUUCUAUUUCUCUUCAAAAAGGGCAGCUACGAGCAAAUGCCUACUAUAAUCCUCAAAAUUCAACUAAUUUGGAGGUGCGGAACCUACCACUUGAUGAAUUGGAGCUUGCAUCUCUUCGUGGAAAUAUUCAAAAGGCUGAGGUUCAACUUAACUUUCAAAAAAGGAGGGGCCAUGUGCAGUUGUCGGUGCUUCAUCCCAAAUUCAGUGGUGUGCUAGGUGAAGCCCUUGAUGUGGCUGCCCGAUGGAGUGGUGAUGUUAUUACUAUAAAAAAAUCUGUCUUAGAACAAGCUAGUAGCCGAUAUGAGCUUCAAGGGGAGUACGUAUUGCCUGGAAUACGUGACAGAUAUCCCACAAACAAGGAGAGGGAUAGGUUACUAAAGAAGGCAAUGGCUGGGCAUCUUGGUAGCAUAAUUUCCUCAAUGGGGAGGUGGCGGAUGAGACUGGAAGUUCCUUUUGCUGAAGUCGCUGAGAUGCUUCCCCUGGCCACUCUUCUUUCUCGUAGCAUUGACCCUGCUGUUCGUUCUAGAGCCAAGGAACUUUUUAUGCAAGCUCUGCAAUCUGUUGGAUUUCACGCUGAAAGCCUUCAUGACCAGCUAAAGGCAAUACAAAACCACCAUGAUUGGCUAGAUGACAAUAUCUACGAGGACAUUGUUCUUCCUGGCUUGUCCGAACUCAAAGGUCGCUGGCAUGGCUCUCUUGAUGCUAGUGGAGGAGGCAAUGGAGAUACAAUGGCGGAUUUUGACUUUCACGGAGAGGAUUGGGAGUGGGGAACUUAUAAGACCCAAAGAGUAUUGGCAUCUGGUGCAUAUAGUAACAACAAUGGUCUGCGACUUGAAAAGUUAUUUAUCCAGAAAGAUAAUGCUACUCUUCACGCUGAUGGAACCUUGCUAGGCCCAGUCUCGAAUCUUCAUUUUGCUGUACUCAACUUCCCGGUUGGUCUCGUACCAACUCUGGUACAGAUAAUAGAAUCUUCAACAUCAGACUCAAUGCAUUUCCUACGGAAUUGGUUAACACCCAUAAAAGGUAUUCUUCACAUGGAAGGAGACCUGAGGGGCACUCUUGCAAAACCAGAAUGUGAUGUUCAAGUAAGAUUAUUAGAUGGCACUGUAGGAGUAAUAGAUCUUGGUCGAGCUGAAGUAGUGGCUUCGAUAACCUCCACAAGCCGCUUUUUAUUUAAUGCUAAUUUUGAACCCAUACUGCAAAGUGGGCAUGUUCAUAUUCAGGGAAGUGUUCCUGUGACUUACAUUGGAAUUGAUUCUCAUGAAGAAAUUGAUAAAGAGAAGGAUAGUGGAAAAGCAAUUAUACGUAUCCCUGCUUGGACGAAAGAAAGUGAGAGAGGAUCUUCUGAUGAAAUUGUUGAAAAGAAGUCUGUGAGAGAUAAGACUGAAGAGAGUUGGGACUUACAACUAGCAGAAAGUCUCAAGGGUUUGAAUUGGAACAUUUUAGAUGCUGGUGAGGUACGAGUUAAUGCAGAUAUUAAGGACGGGGGCAUGAUGUUGUUAACAGCUUUGUGUCCGUAUGCAAAGUGGCUUCAAGGUUAUGCUGAUAUUAUCCUUCAGGUCACUGGCACUGUCGAGCAGCCUGUCGUUGAUGGAUCUGCAUCAUUUCACCGUGCAUUUGUUUCUUCUCCUUUCCUUCGAAAGCCACUGACAAAUUUGGGGGGUACAAUUCAUGUUGUAUCUAAUAGAUUAUGUAUCAAUUCUAUGGAAAGCAGGGUAAACAGAAAGGGUAAAUUGUCACUCAAAGGGAACUUGCCUCUCAAAAGUAGUGAGUCAUCCUCCAGUGAUAAAAUUGAUUUGAAAUGUGAAGUCCUAGAAGUUCGAGCUAAGAAUAUUUUGAGUGGCCAAGUAGACAGCCAACUGCAAGUUAUGGGCUCCAUAUUGCAGCCAAAUGUAUCUGGAAUGAUUCAAUUGAGCCAUGGUGAAGCAUAUGUGCCUCAUGAUAAGGGGAAUGGCAAUGUUACUAAUAGAUUGGACUCGACAAAGUCUAGCUUUCCUUCUCCUGGUUAUAGCCGAAUGAUACCGUCAGGGAGUUUUUCACGCUUCUUGGGAUCAUCACCUACUGCAGCGGAUAAUAAAUGGCCUCAAACUGCUGGUCAACAAACAGAAGUAGAGAGGAACAUUGAGCAAGCUAAUAAUAAAAUGGGCAUUGAUGUUCGGCUCACUGAUUUAAAGUUAAUUCUGGGACCAGAGCUGAGGAUAGUGUACCCUUUAAUUCUUAAUUUUGGUGUUAGUGGUGAGCUCGAGCUUAAUGGAUUGGCUCAUCCAAAGGGCAUAAGACCUAAAGGGAUUUUGACUUUCGAAAAUGGAGAAGUCAAUUUAGUUGCUACCCAGGUUAGACUCAAACGCGACCAUCUGAAUAUAGCUAAGUUUGAGCCUGAUUUUGGUUUAGACCCCAUCCUGGAUUUAACAUUAGUUGGGUCUGAGUGGCAACUCAGGAUCCAAAGUCGGGCUAGCACAUGGCAGGAUAAUAUUGUGGUGACGUCUACACGUUCUGUGGAUCAGGAUGUUCUUUCACCUUCUGAGGCUGCGAAGUUUUUUGAGAGCCAGUUAGCAGAGUCUCUGUUGGAAGGUGAUGGGCAGCUUGCAUUCAAGAAGCUUGCAACUGCAACGCUCGAAACCUUGAUGCCGAGAAUAGAAAGCAAGGGAGAAUUUAGGCAGGCACGGUGGCGGCUAGUCUAUGCUCCACGAAUCCCAAGUUUACUCUCUGUGGACCCAACCGUUGACCCCCUAAAGUCCCUUGCCAACAAUAUUUCUUUUGCCACAGAGGUUGAAGUGCAGCUCGGAAAACGUCUUCAGGCCUCGGUUGUUCGACAGAUGAAAGAUUCAGAAAUGGCCAUGCAAUGGACUUUAACUUAUCAGCUAAGCAGCCGCCUUCGAAUUCUUUUCCAAUCCACCCCGUCGAAUCGCCUUCUUUUUGAGUACUCUGCAACAUCUCAGGACUAGGUAAACUUAAUUCUGCAGCCGGAGUGCCGAGGAUCUGGUGGCUAGGUAAAUUUACCUGUCAGUUUGUGUAUAUAUUUUACUUGCAUCUACUGUAAAUCAAUUUGUUGUAUGUGUAGUAAUAUUCUUUUUGCCUGAACUAGCAAGUUUGUACAUAACUCGUGAUUCAAUCUUAAUCGUUCCACAAAAAAAAAGUAGAAUUCUAUACAGCAGGGCCUAGGAUUAUGGCAUUUUUACUA